Knipowitschia caucasica is the source of this 3432-nucleotide messenger RNA. Lineage: Eukaryota; Metazoa; Chordata; Actinopteri; Gobiiformes; Gobiidae. The record is from the annotation of a GenBank genome assembly.
AUGGGUGGCGGUGUGCUUGUGUCCUCCUUCAUCCCUCUCUCCUCCUUCUCCUCCUCCUCCUUCUCCUCCUCCUUCUCCUCCUUCUCCUCCUUCUUCUCUUCUUUCUCCUCCUCCUUCUCUUCUUUCUCCUCCUCCUUCUCCUCCUUCUCCUCCUUCUCCUCCUCCUUCUCUUCUUUCUCCUUCUCCUCCUUCUCCUCCUCCUCCUUCUCCUCCUUCUCCUCCUUCUCCUCCUCCUCCUCCUCCUUCUCCUCCUUCUCCUCCUUCUCUUCUUUCUCCUCCUCCUUCUCCUCCUCCUCCUUCUCCUUCUCCUCCUUCACAGCAGUCCAGCAGCUGCCUCCCAAACUCAGGUGUAGUGAGACCCAACAUGUGGAGAGUCAGAAGUGUUGCCACAUGUGUAUCACAGCCAAAGCAGCCUCCGGCAUCAAAGGCCUGUUCCACAGAAACCCAAAGCAGUCUUCCCUGGACAGCACUGCUGCUGCGCAGCAGAGUCGUAAACACCCGUUCGGCGCCCACCUGCUGCGCCGCACCGCCAGUGCCCCCACCAAAGGCCAGCCCAAGACCAAGAAGGGCUUCUCCGAGCUGGCCCUAGACAACAAGGACUACAGCUCCGAGGGGGCCAGUGAUGACCGGGAGUCUGCCCCUCAGCCUACACUUCCACAGCAGCACAACAGAGACUCCGCCCCUCAAGCCAAGGACCCCUGGGACCAUCCUGGCACCAACGGUGCUCUGCACCCAGACCAGAGCAAAGGUAAGGGCUCGCUGCACACGGCUCAGAGCGAGCCUCUGAAGCGCCGCCCACUGGACAUGAAGCCAGGGGUGUUUGCUCGUGUGGCUCUGAACAGCUCAGGCCGAGUGGGCAUGUCCUCCAACUGCAUCACAUGUGUCAUCGGCCCCAAAGAGGGUCCAGAGAGUCCAGAGAGUCCAGAGAGUCCAGAGAGUCCAGAGAGUCCAGAGAGUCCACAGGCCAAGCGCAGGGCAGGGGCCACAGAGGAGGCCAGUGCAGGGACACAGCAGCUCCAGAGCUCUCCUCUCGCUGCCCACGGCCCUCUCCACGGCCCUCUCCAAGGCCGUACUCCUAAAGACAGACAAACUCUGGGCCCUCAGCACCUGCGGCCUCAGACCAGUGGCGCACAGAGGAUCACCUGGUCCUGCAGCGUGCCGCGCAGGUGUUUCCCCAACAGUGUGGGUCCAGCCCCGGGCCUCACAGUGGGGAGGCCAGACCUCCGCUGGCCCAUGAUUCCUGCACACUUCAGCUCUCAGUUCUCAGAGCCCUGUGUGGGAGACCUGCUCCUCACUGACAGCAGCAGCUGUGAUAGCUUGGGCAGUCUGAGCAGUCUGGACACCCCCCACGUCCCCCCCACCCAGAGGAGAGCUGUGGGGACGCUGCAGCGCGAGAUGAACGCUCUGUUCACACUGAAGCUGCAGGAGUUACGCCACAAAUCCCCCUUGUUCUUUACGGAGGAUGAUCCAGAGCCAGAUGACUGCACUGUCCGGAGAACGGCUCAACCCUCUCUACCCCAAGAACCGGACAUCCUGGAGGCCGACCGAUGCCCGACCGUCACAAGUCCCCUCGUCCAGCCCCCGCCACCGGCCCACACCGAACCCCCACCGGCGGAACAAACGGCUCCACGACAGAGGAGGCCCCAGCAACACGUCCCUUUGAGGCCCGCCGUGCGGAGGACCAAGAGCGAAGGCCAGGUCCAGUCUGUGGUUCCGCAGCUUUGCACCGACGCCACCACCUGUGACCGUCUGUGGAGCCAUUUGGAGCCGCCCAACCGGGACAGCGUGUCGUCCUCCUCCAGCCUGUCCUCCAGCGACACGGUCAUCGACAUGUCCAUGAGCAGCCUGUCCCGCCACAGUCUCCCGUGGCCCGCUCGACCCCCGCUCAUCUCCAGCUCUCCUGCCAGGUCGGACUUUGACCAGAGGUUUAGAUCCGGCUCUGCACACAUUGGAAAGUCGAGCCUCGACCACAACUCUGUCUACCUUGCCAAGUCUAGUCCCGAUCUGGACAAGAACCUUUACCCACGUACUAAGUCUUCUGCACAUGUGACCAAAUCCAGCCUCGACCAGAACCUUGUCUCUCUCACGUCCAGUUGCACCAAAUCCAACCCCAACCUCGGCCAAAGCUAUGUGUGCAGCUCAUCUGCACUUCCAAAGUCCCACCUCGACCAGAACCUUGUCUCCCUCACGUCCAGUUGCACCAAAUCUAGCCCUGACCUCGACCAGAGUCUCACCUCCCUCGCGUCCACCCCCAGCCUCCAUCCACCGGACUGCAGGUCGUCUCCGCGGCGCCACACGUGGAGCCGUCUCUUCAUGGAGGCGCUGCUGCAGUCGUCCGCCGGUCCCUCGCUGGCGUCCUCCGCAGACUCCGUGUCCAAGAGUCUGGGAGACCUGACGUCGGACGACAUCUCCCCGCGCUUCCAGAGCAGGUACCGCGGCAUCAGCAGAAGCUUCGUGACCCGUCCGACCAGAGAACGCCAGGCUCCGGUGGAUACGCUGGCUGCUCGGAUACGAAGACUCACAGACGUGGAGCAGGAGGAGGAUGUGGACAGGGAGGAACGAGAGAGUAGGGUGGAAAGAGAGGCAGAAGAGAGGGAGGAGAACGUGGACGAAGGACUGGUUCGCCGUACGUCUUCCCGGAGUCAGAGUCGCGUCCGCUACAUCGCCAACAGAGCGAAGAAGGCCCAGGAGAGGCAGCGGCUUCUUGACCUCCAGAGGCUCCAUGGGCUCCCGCUGCGAUGGGGGGGCACGUUUGGGGCCCCCAUAGAAGAGCGCGGGAACCCGGAGGGGGCCUGCUGCAGUAACUUCAUCACAUCCAGGCCCCAACUCAGACCACUCAGAGCCCAGACCCUUCAGAGCCUGGACCCUUCAGAGCCUGGACCCUUCAGAGCCUGGACCCUUCAGAGCCUGGACCCUUCAGAGCCUGGACCCUUCAGAGCCUGGACCCUUCAGAGCCCGGACCCUUCAGAGCCUGGACCCUUCAGAGCCUGGACCCUUCAGAGCCCGGACCCUUCAGAGCCUGGACCCUUCAGAGCCUGGACCCUUCAGAGCCCGGACCCUUCAGAGCCUGGACCCUUCAGAGCCUGGACCCUUCAGAGCCUGGACCCUUCAGAGCCUGGACCCUUCAGAGCCUGGACCCUUCAGAGCCUGGACCCUUCAGAGCCUGGACCCUUCAGAGCCUGGACCUUUCAGAGCCCGGACCCUUCAGAGCCCGGACCCUUCAGAGCCCAGACCCUUCAGAGCCCGGACCUUUCAGAGCCCAUACCCUUCAGAGCCCGGACCUUUCAGAGCCCGGACCUUUCAGAGCCUGGACCUUUCAGAGCCUGGACCUUUCAGAGCCUGGACCUUUCAGACCCUUCAGAGUCCCUCAGCUCUGAGUUCCUAAACCCUCUGGAGACCUCUGCCAAAGUCCAGAUCCAUCUUGUCGUGUAA